Dermacentor andersoni is the source of this 3845-nucleotide messenger RNA. RefSeq names its product EF-hand domain-containing protein 1-like. Lineage: Eukaryota; Metazoa; Arthropoda; Arachnida; Ixodida; Ixodidae. The record is from RefSeq and is a predicted model, not a curated record.
AGCUGGAGGACAACGGCAAGGAAAAUAAAGCAGCAUCUGCGCACACAAACGUGGCGGGAAGGCACCGGCGUUAACGCGAACGCACACGACCACGCACGCACGAUACCAGAAAAAGAGCCGAGUCGCCAUGGCUACGACGCGUCCGGGUCGGGCCCAAACAUACAAGCCGAUGAGGCGCUGCCGAAACAAGGAAAAGAGGAGAAAGAAACGGCACCCGCUGGCCGGCCCACUCGCGUCGCGUGCCCUGCAGCGGGAAAUAAGUUCAGUGUGUGUGCGCGCGCUGUCGGGUCGAAAGGAAGACUCUCCGUGAGGGCUCCGCGUCACGAGACGAUGUGUUUAAGAUGCUCGCUGUUCGUAGCGUGGAAAAAGUGAGCCGUGCUUCCGCGAUGUGCAUGUGCUACACCGACGUUCAGCGAAGCUGAAGUUCUGGCGCAUGGAGAAAAACGAGCACGAAGUUCUAGACAGAAGAUGAAGAACGUUCUUAUUUCUAAACCUGUCACGGUCACAUAAUUUUCUCCGCGCAGUUCCUUGGAAUCGGUUUCGAUGUUUGUUUUUUUUCUAAGUUCAUUCGCUUCUUUCGGCGGUGUGUGAUCGCAGCGUUAAAUAGGUCGAAAGACCACUGGCCGAAGCACUGACAUCGGAUGGUUUGCGAGAACAACUGAUGUGCGCCAAGAAUCAACACUUGCCGUCUGACUGAAGCUUUGCAGCGAGUGUCUACUUUUGCGACUGUUGCAGUUUUUUUUUCUUUCUUGUCUUCUGACAAUCCCGCGCUCCGUUUGUCAAAAUAUCUGCCAGCUCGAGAAAGAAGUCGACCUUACUGAACGCCCUUUCUCGGCUCCCCACUUCUCUACACGAGCUCUUCGCAUGCCUGGUGACGACCGUCCGUUGCGACAGCUCGACUAAUAGUGCGAACUGUGCCGUCAGCGCGAAUAUGGAGGCAAGGCUUACAGACAGGCUACCCAUGUUACCGGGUUACUCUUUGCCGAUUGUGAAGGACCGCUACCCGCUGAGCCACACGUUCGACUUCCGGAGCGGCCUGCCCAUGGCCCGGUCGCUGCCGACCACGUCGCUGCAGCCGCAGCUGUUCGAGACUCGGCAGUCGAGGCCGCCGUCCGAGCUCCUCGACGGCGCUGCGCUGGGGAGCGGUCGCACUUCCGAAGGGUCCCAGAGCAUCGAUGACGAUCCCUACAGGCACCGACGAAGGAGACCGACCACCUUCAAGAACUUCCUGCCAAAUUUCGCCAUCAACGACAAAAAGGUUUUGCACUUCCAAGGCUAUUUCCGGGAGGAAGUGGACAACUCUCCGCUGGAACAGUACCGCGUCCGGCCUGUGGACAUUUUCUACUUUCUUGAAGACGACAGCAUCUCGGUACGAGAACCCAAGCAGGAAAACAGUGGUCUCAGCCAGGGUUGCGUGUUGCGGAGGCAUCGCAUUCGCAAGUCGGACGGCCGCUGCUUCCACUGGAGCGACCUGAACGUGGGCAACGCCAUCUCUCUCUACGGCAUCACCUACAAGAUCGUCAACUGCGACAAGUUCACCAGGGACUACCUCCGUCAGCAGGGCGUCGAGGUUCGGCCGCCCGAGCCGCUGCCCGAGGACCCGUACACGGCCAGCCGGCGCAUCCUGUCGCAGCAGCAGCGCAAGCUGCACACCACCAAGAGCCAGCGGGACAAGCUGUGGCGCUUCCUGCGCUACGACCGCCACGUCCUGCGCUUCUUCUGCGUCGAGGACGGCAAAGGGGUCGUCGACCCGAGGCACCGAAAGAAGCUCGUGCUGCAGUACUUCUUGGUGGACGACACCCUAGACCUGAAAGAGAUGCACCGGCCUCUGGAACAACGGGAGCUGGCGCCGAUUCUGCUGGGACGCCAGAGGAUUCCCAAAGCGCAGGAAAGCAGGGGCUUGUUCCACAAGUACGAAACGGAACGCGACGGAGACGAGUACAUAGGUCCUGGGGACCUGCAGCCGGGGAGACGGCUGAACAUCUACGGGCGCAGCUUUCUCAUCUACGACUGCGACGACUUCACCAAGAACUUCUAUCGCGAGCACUUCGGAGUGGAAAACUUUGACGUCAUAGACGUUGACGUCAAGGAAGAAGAGAGGCCACAGCAGCCCGUUCCCCCGCACAACGGCUUCGGCUCCCCCGAGGACACCUUGCAGUCGGUGCUAAGGAUAACUCCCCGGAGGGCGCGAAGAGACAGCCGCCUGAUCCUGGAGAAGGAGGGCAUCGUCCUGCGGUUCCAGGCGACUCUCGACAGCACGCUUCCCCUGGACAGGGAACGCAGCUUCGUGAUCUGCUUCUACCCCUCGGACGACACGGUGUCCAUCCUGGAGAGGCCGCUGCCCAACUCCGGCGUUCCGGCCGGAAAGUUCCUGCGUCGCAUGAGGCUCCGGAAACCGGCUCCACUCGACGGGCUCCCGCCGCAUCCGCCAGCGGCCGAGCCGCGCUACUACGAGAUCUCGGACUUCCGAGUGGGCAACGUGAUCGAGGCCGUCGGCAGACGCUUCAUCAUCGUCCGCGCCGACCAGUUCGCGGCCAACUACAUCAAGCGCCACCAUAUGGAAACGUUCGCGAACGGGCGGAUUCAGAGCACCUCUGCAAACGGAGAUCACCAGGUCAAUGGUCAGCUUCUAACAGACCCACAGGUAAGGAACAGGGCUGAAAGAUCAGUGAGCAUUCGCGAGAGUACACAUGCCGGUGGCACAUGAUGCUAAUUGGUUAAACAGUUUACUCACUAAGUUAAGUUUUCAGCACUGAAUGUAACGCUACCAUCGUUCCGUGUUUUGACUUCUCUUUGGUGAUACCAACAUUCUGACCCUCUCUAUAGCUAUAAGCGUCCAUCCUACAUCAUUCGAGCUUCCGUCAACAUGUAAAGAAAUAAAUCUAUCGUAUUUGUGGCAGUCUAACCACGACUUCAUUGACAUCUGGAUGGAUACUAUGAGACCACGAUUGACUUCUCGAGGUUAUCAGUACCCCAACGCAACACUACGAGAGACGCCGAAGCGAAGGCCUCCGGAUUAAUUUUGGUCACACUGUCAUCAAAUGAAAUUUACGGCGCAAACUAGAUAAGGUACUCGAUAAUAAACUGCCUUCUUUUUUUCUGGGCAACUCUCUGCGCAUGCUAUUUGAUUCGUCUGCCAAGCUUGAUCGCCUAGCAUUUCUCUUUUUUUUUUUGGUUAUUCUGUGUUAGCACGUUUGUUGGGGCCACGUACGUGACUUACCUGUGCUUAAAAAAUCGCCCUCUCGUUCUGAAUAAGAUCACCACUUGGAAAUUGGCUGCAGUCUUGUGUUCUAUGCGCUCGUCUAGUUCGCGCCGUAUUUUUUUUUUUUUUAAUAUGAACCGUUAACUCAAACCAAGAUGCUGCUUCCACCACACGGGUUUCUUCAACGUGCACCUACAACGAGGCAUACAAGAGCGUUCUUUAUUUUUUUUUUCAUUACGCAUCCGGCGGAAUGCGGCGGAGAAUCGAAUCCAUGACCUCUUACUCAUCAGGAAAACGCCAUAUCGCGUGAACCAACGCGGCGUGCGAUUGCCUAUCACGGCGUCCGUAUUCUGACGAGAGUGGUAUGUAAAAAGCGCUCGUGUAGCCUACUUAUAAUUAGGAGUACUUUAAAGAAACCCAGCUGGUCAAAGUUAAUCCGGAAUCUUUCACAGAGCGCGGCGUCUAAUUAUAAGCUCGUGUAUUGCUAUGACACGUUGUGUAACACCAUAAUUUGAUUUGACAUACUAACAAUUAUAACUACACCUCAGUGUCCUUUCUUUACAGGGAGAAGAUUCCACGCCUUCUUGAGGAAUAGCCCAUGGUGAAAAAGAAACGUUAGAUCAAGAAGCGUGAAAAAAGAAAA